Molecule: messenger RNA, 2445 nt
Organism: Larimichthys crocea (large yellow croaker)
Lineage: Eukaryota; Metazoa; Chordata; Actinopteri; Sciaenidae
Gene: thnsl2
Product: threonine synthase-like 2
Exons: 9
Coding region: 661-2127 (488 amino acids)
Biological process (GO): dephosphorylation; 2-oxobutyrate biosynthetic process
Molecular function (GO): pyridoxal phosphate binding
Source: RefSeq, a predicted model, not a curated record
AGACAGCGUCCUGUAAACUAAAGCUCGUUCAGAGAAGCGUUAACGGGACAGGCGGCGUGCUGACUCAGCACGUUCACGUUAGCCUCAACUAGCUAGCUGACCGACAUGACGUAGCUGGUAACGGGCUCGCGCUCUGACUGCUGCCAAUAAUCCGCGUGUCGCACGCAGAAAUAGAACGUGCGGCUGCAGCGAGAAGAAUUCCUAAAGUCACUGCAGCGCGUGACCAUAGACGUAUAUACGUACAUAUGUAUAUAUGUCUAUGGGUGUGACGCUCGUUCCACCUCUGAGACUCAGAUCGUUCCGUUAUCUCUCUGUGAUAACGGAGCAGGCUGGUCCUGAGCACAGAUCUACCUGCAGCAUUUGCAUCAAGCACAAUGUUGUCGGAGUUUGAUCAUAAAAUCCAAACAACCAGAACAAGAACGCGAUCUAUUUUUUUUAUCACGUAUGUGCAUUUCUAUGAAAGGAGAAGUGUACUUAUGGAUGUAAGUUAUAGAUACAAUAUCUUACGUAAGAUAUCAGUGAGUGCGCAGUUGGUCUGAAGGUUCCAAAGUUUGACUUUUAUGAGGACAGUGAGCAGCCUGCCUGUAGAUCACAGCAGCACAGACUGAAGAGGAGAGAGAGCUCUGUUCAAAGCCAUUUUACUACAGAGUGGUUUUUCCAAUGCAGUACUGUAGUACUCGGGGUGGGGUCCAUGGAUGGGGCUUCCGGGAUGUGCUGUUUUCAGGUUACGCCCCAGACGGGGGUAUGUUCAUGCCAGAGAGUUUGCCUGUGCUGAGCGCAGACACCCUGAGAGGCUGGAGGGGGCUGCCUUACACCAAACUGGUGGUGGAAGUUGCCUCGCUGUUCAUCCCCCCUCAGCUGAUACCCAGGGAGGACCUGGAGGUCCUAGUGGGUGAAGCCCUCUCUGGUUUCUCGGUGCCUGAGGUGGUCAGAAUCGCCCAGCUGAAGGAGGGUCUGUCAGUCCUGGAGCUCUUUCAUGGAGACACCUUGGCCUUUAAGGAUCUGGCUAUGACCUGCACCGUGCGCUUCCUCGACUACUUCCUGCGAAAAGACAAUCACAGAGCGACUGUUGUUGUAGGUACAUCAGGGGACACUGGUGGCUCAGCCAUCCAGAGUGCAAAAGGUCUCAGUGGGUUGGAUGUGGUGGUGGUUUACCCCCGUGGACGCAUCACUCCAGUCCAAGAGAAACACAUGAUCACCUGCCUGGAGGAUAACAUCCACGUGUUUGCAGCUAACGGCAGCUCGGAUGAUAUAGACCAGCCCCUGCGCAGUCUGUUUGCAGACCAGGAGCUGGUCAAGUCUCAUGGCCUCAUGAGCCUCAACUCAGUCAACUGGUCUAGAGUUAUGGUCCAGCUCGCCCACUUCAUCUAUGCUUACCUGGAGCUCAGUGGGAUGGAGUAUGCCAAGGCUGACGGACACCUGCCCGAGCUGGAGGUGGUGGUGCCCACUGGAGGGGCGGGAAACAUAGCAGCUGGCUACAUUGUAAAGCAGAUGGGACUGCCCCUGAGGCUGGUUGCCAUGGUGAAUUCAAACGACAUAGUGCACAGGACAGUAACCACUGGUGACUUUUCCAUGGCAACUAAUGUCACCCAAACUCUGGCCCCUGCCAUAGACAUCCAGGACCCGUACAACAUGGAGCGAGUGUUCUGGCUGCUGCUAGGCAGAGACGGAGCUUCAGUGAAGACCAUGAUGGAGGAGUUUCAACAAUCACACAGACACUCUCUGCCUGAAAACCAUCGCAGACUUCUGUCACAGAUUUUAUCAACUGGAACAGUGAAUGAUGAAGGGAUUCUGCAGACCAUGAGGAGAUGCUGGGAGGAGAACCAGUAUGUGCUGUGUCCACACUCAGCUGUGGCUGUAUGGCAUCACUACCACUGUCCUCACAGUCCAGGACUCAACAGGUGUUACAUUGCAACAGCAUCUCCUGCCAAGUUCCAGGCAGCAGUGACAAGGGCUGGUCUGACCUUCGACCUGCCUGAUGCGGUGCUGGCGUUAGACAAGUUGGCCACCCGUUAUCAGAACCUGGAGCGGAGCCCAGACUGGUGCAAAGACUGGGAGGACAGACUGAGAGAGAAAAUCAAGUCUGUGAGCUCAGUCAGGAGAAACAAAGGGACUUGCUACAUCUGAAAGAUCGAGUUUUUAUUUCAGAAAUCCUGAUUGGACAUUCAGCUGUAUGUGGGUGAGGUCAGGUGAUUCUGACAGCUCGUCCUUCUCGAUCUCUGCACUUCUUUAUCGGAAUGUGGGGAAAUAAUGUUGAAGAGAAAGGCCUCCUGUUCCUCUCUGAUGGACUCUAGUCUCUAUUGUCAUAAGACUUGUUCAGCAAUGUCAUACAUCAUUUGCAAUUUUACAGACAUCCCAAGUUCCAAAAAGUCAUUUCCGGGAGACGGGGGGGGGGAGUCCCUCCCACAACGAAAGCUUAUUGGUGUAUUUUGCUGACCAAACCAA